AUGGAAGCAUCUUCGGGUUACAAGAGAGCAAGGGAAAUCUUAAAACGUUUGUUCGGACAGUCUCACGUAAUCGCUCGGGAAACAUUAGAAGACUUAUUCAAUGCUGUAAAUUUUGACUAUACUGACGCGGAGGAAUUAUCAAACUUGGCUAUUAAAAUGGAAAACUGUGCUAUGGUCUUGGAACAGAUGAAUUAUACCUCUGAUCUAAAUUCUUUAGUUACUUUGGAAAGAAUAGUGAGACUCUUGCCUCAACCUAUGCAAGCCCAAUGGGCGGACUGGGUGGAUAAAUUGACAGAAGAUGACAGAGAGCCGACGUUUCACGAACUCACUCAGUUUAUCGCUUCGCGUGCGAGAGUAGCUUGUAGUAGAUUUGGACGGUUAGCGAAUCGUUCAAGAAAAGGACCAAACGUAAAGACGAAUUGUCACGUGCAAUCAGAGCAGGGGAAUAGUUCGACAGCGAAAACUAAAUGCAGUAUGUGUUCCUACGACCAUGCUAUUUAUAAGUGUCCACAGUUCUUAGCGCUUACAGUUCAAGAACGAUGGUCCCACGCUAAAAGCAAGGGUAUCUGUUUUGUUUGUCUUCGACAAGGACAUAAGGUCAAUGAAUGCAAGAUGUCAAGGCUCUGUAAUGUUGACAGUUGUGAGAAGAAACAUCACGCUCUGCUGCACACUAACACGGCAAGCAACGAUGUAAAUAAGUCUGAAACCCAGAAUUGCUGUGGAUUUACUAAAUCUCUAAGUAGCCAAGUGUGCUUAGGAAUGAUUCCCGUACGGCUGGUGGCGGGAAAUGCCGAAAUGGUGGGUUAUGCCUUGUUGGAUAACGGGUCUGAUGUGACGUUGAUAAAAUCGAGCUGUUUGAGGCAUCUCGGACUGAAGGAAGACCGAGCGUCAGUGGUAGUAGGGACUGUGAGUGGUAAUAGGACGAUGACGGCCACAAGAACUCCUUUCGAGGUAUAUUCUUUAGAUCGGUCCGAACAUGUGACGAUCGAAGGAGCUCUGAUUGCGGCAAGUGUACCGGGUCAUAAGCCAACAAGGUCGGCAGUGAACAACCUAGUUAAGUGGCCACAUUUAAGGGAUGUACCAAUAGAUCACUUAGACUCUGAAGAAGUUCUGCUGUUGAUUGGUUGCGACGUGCCCGAAGCACACUGGGUGUUAGAUCAGCGGUUGGGUGGAAGAAAAAACCCGUACGCUGUAAAGACGUUGCUGGGGUGGACGGUCUUCGGACCUGCAUCGUACCCGGAAUAUAGGAAAAGAAUUGUUAAUCAUACCAGUAAGAUACAGACAUUAGAGAACGAGAUACGUAAGUUUUAUGACUCAGAGUUUUCCGACGCUUAUUCAAAUGAUAAAUCAUUAUCAGUAGACGACAAGACGGCUAUAAGUAUUGUGGAAGGUGGCACACGCUUCGUAAAUGGUCAUUUUGGAGUCCCUAUACCAUGGAAGGUGCACCCAAAUAUGGGAGGGGGGAAUUAUGAAGUGGCAAACGGUAGACUACAGAGUUUGAAGCGUAGAUUGUUGAAAGAUGACAUUCUGUAUAUCAAGUAUACAAAUGGUAUUGAAAGGCCUCUGAAUAUGAAAGGGAUUCUAUUUAUAGUUUCUUCUCUGUUCGAUCCUUUGGGUUUAAUUGCUCCAGUCUGUCUUCCUGCCAAGGUCCUCUUGCAAAAAUUAUGUAAGUCCCAAAUAGGCUGGGAUCAGCCUCUCAACGAGCCAUAUAAGUCCGCGUGGCCAAAUUGGGUAAAAUUUAUGCGUCAAACAGGUCCCAGAUUUGCAGGACUCCAAAGAUUCGUUGCUCGAGAUGUUGUCCAGAAAGCUCUUGUGGAAUUAGGCGUGUAUAGAGGUGAGAAAGAUAAUCCUGUGGUUGUACCGAUGUGUUCUCAAAGCAAAGAUAUUGUUGAGCCAUUGUUGAAACCUCAAUGGUACCUACGUUGUAAGGCCAUGGCUAAUGCGGCAAUGAAGGAGGUAUCUGAAGGCCGCUCACGUAUUAUUCAUAGUUUCCAUAUUCGUACAUGGAAUAAUUGGCUUAAAGAUUGUCAGGAUUGGUGUAUUUCUCGACAAUUAUGGUGGGGACAUCAUAUUCCUGCUUAUCAUGUUUCGAUUCGACGUCCUGGCGUAGAUAAUUUAGAAGUUUUAGAUCCUACAGAUCAUAAUUCAUGGGUAGUUGGUCAUACAAUCGAAGAAGCGCUUCAAAAGGCCUGUGAUAAUUUCCAUUGUUCACCAGAUAACUUAACUUUAAACCAAGAUGAUGAUGUAUUAGAUACGUGGUUCUCUUCACAAUUAUUUCUAUUAUCUGGAUUUGGGUGGCCUGAACAAAUACCAGAUUUAAAGGUUUAUUAUCCUGGUAGUUUAUUAGAAACUGGGCAUGAUAUUAUAUUUUUCUUGGUUGCACGUAUGGUUAUGAUUGGUUUGAAAUUAAUGGGACAAUUACCAUUUCAUACGGUCUAUUUACAUGCUAUGGUUCGUGAUGCUCAUGGCAAAAAAAUGAGUAAAUCUUUGGGUAAUUCAGUCGAUCCAGUAGAUGUCAUCAAUGGAAUAUCUUUAGAAGGCUUACAAAAACAACUAGAACAAGGGCACACAGGAACGUCCCAAGUAUUGGCUAUAAUUCGAAAAUGGUAUUGGAUAAUGAAGGCAACCAGCACGGUUAAGAGAGUGAUAGGAAAGUGCUUGACAUGCCGGCGGUUUACGAUGAAUACAGGACGGCAAUUGAUGGCGCCGCUUCCAGCUUGUAGAGUUCAACCAGGAUGGUAUAGCUUCUCAGCCGUGGGAGUAGACUACUUUGGACCCUUUGUUGUCAAGAGAGGAAGAUCAUUGGAAAAAAGAUAUGGAUGUAUAUUCACUUGCUUUCAAACCCGAGCAGUACAUAUUGAACUGGCAUAUAGUUUGAAUACUGAUUCGUUUAUAAUAGCACUGUUACGUUUUAUUGGAAGAAGAGGGAAGCCUGCCGAAAUUUACAAUGACAAUGGGUCAAAUUUCGUGGGUGCGGUCUCUGAAUUAAGGAGAUUUGUGCAACAGUUGAAUCAACAGAAAAUAGACAAAGAACUGUCAGCGAGGCAGAUUCAGUGGCAUUUUAACCUCCCCUCCUCCAGCCACAGGGAUGGAGUCUGGGAAAGAAUGAUUAGGUCUUUACGCCGACUGUUAUUGUUGAUAACUAGAGAGCAGACUUUAACCGAUGAGGCCUUAAGCACUUAUUUGAUUGAAAUUGAAAGGAUAUUGAACGAUCGUCCCUUAA
Molecule: messenger RNA, 3223 nt
Organism: Schistosoma margrebowiei
Lineage: Eukaryota; Metazoa; Platyhelminthes; Trematoda; Strigeidida; Schistosomatidae
Source: the annotation of a GenBank genome assembly